This is a messenger RNA of Chanos chanos (milkfish), 1227 nucleotides long. RefSeq names its product SH3-domain GRB2-like endophilin B2b (gene sh3glb2b). Bases 1 to 1227 code for a protein of 408 amino acids. The record is from RefSeq and is a predicted model, not a curated record. Gene Ontology annotation, cellular component: cytoplasm; membrane. The transcript has 13 exons. Gene Ontology annotation, molecular function: protein binding. Gene Ontology annotation, biological process: membrane organization. Lineage: Eukaryota; Metazoa; Chordata; Actinopteri; Gonorynchiformes; Chanidae.
AUGGAUUUCAAUGUCAAAAAACUGGCUUCUGAUGCCGGGGUUUUCUUCACACGGGCUGUACAGUUUACAGAGGAAAAGCUGGGUCAGGCAGAAAAGACUGAACUGGAUGCUCACCUGGAGAACCUGAUUGCCCGAGCGGACUGCACAAAGAACUGGACUGAGAAGAUCUUGAGACAGACUGAGAUUCUGCUGCAACCCAAUCCAAGUGCUCGUAUUGAAGAGUUCUUCUAUGAGAAGUUGGACCGAAAGAUCCCAUCCAGAACCACAAAUGGGGAACUGUUGGGUCAGUAUAUGUUGGAGGCUGCUAAGGACUUUGGACCAGGGACUCCAUACGGGAGCACUCUCAUCACUGUCGGUGAAUAUCAGAAAAAACUGGGUGGAGCAGAGCGGGAGUUCUUGCAGUCAUCUGCAGUCAGCUUUCUCACGCCACUACGGAACUUUCUAGAAGGCGACUGGAGAACCAUCUCAAAAGAACGGCGGCUUUUGGAGAAUCGUCGUCUUGACCUUGACGUGUGUAAAACGCGCCUGAAGAAAGCCAAGCUUGCUGAAGCAAAGGCUGCUUGUGAGGGAGAUGCUGCACCUGAUUUUCAGGAAACUAGACCUCGAAAUUAUGUUCUUUCUGCCAGCGCCUCUGCGCUUUGGAGUGAAGAAGUUGACAAAGCGGAGCAUGAGUUGCGUGUGGCUCAGACAGAGUUUGACAGACAGGCAGAGGUGACUCGUCUUCUGUUGGAAGGGAUCAGUAGUACACAUGUGAACCACCUGCGGUGCUUGCGUGAGUUUGUGGAAGCUCAGACUGUCUAUUAUGCCCAGUGCCAGCAGUUCAUGCAGGAGCUGCAAAAAGAACUGAGCAGUGCAAAUGGAGACUCAUUCCCUAACGCCUUUGCAGUGAACCCAUCCACAUCUGGUCUGUCAGUAGGUUCCUCUCCCAUCUCCUCUUCCUCGGGUGCCCCCCUGGGCACCUCCUCACCGCAUCGUCCCACAAUCUCCUCCAACGCCCUGGAGCCUGGUACCUUGAAGAUUGAGGAGGUGCAGCCCCCUGCGACGGGUACACGUAAAGCUAAGGUCCUCUACGAUUACGACGCUGCAGACACCAGCGAGCUUUCCCUUCUGGCUGAUGAGCUUAUCACUGUAUACACAGUACCAGGAAUGGACCCAGACUGGCUGAUCGGAGAGAGAGGCAACCAGAAAGGCAAGGUGCCAGUCACAUACCUUGAGCUGCUGAGCUAG